Molecule: messenger RNA, 1560 nt
Organism: Psilocybe cubensis
Lineage: Eukaryota; Fungi; Basidiomycota; Agaricomycetes; Agaricales; Agrocybaceae
Exons: 2
Coding region: 1-1560 (519 amino acids)
Source: RefSeq, a predicted model, not a curated record
AUGGAUGAUCUACUUUCUCUUGCGUCCAUAUCGACGGCCUUUCAUCGUCCUUUGGCCACUCGAUUAACUAACGGAGAGUCUAUUGAGCUUACCCUCAAUUACCUGGAUAUGCCAUGGAAGGCUCUCCAGAAAUCACAAGACCUAUCCAGGAUUUUGUGCCUCUUGCCGGAGGCAGCGAGCUGUAUUCACUCAUUGGUGGUGAUAAAUUCUCCGAUGUUCGUCUUGAAUGAAGUCGAAGCUUGUUCCACGAGUCAAGAAGACGAUUCUGACUUGGAUGAUGGUGAUCUUUUGCCAUCACAGAAGCUUCAGAGGGACAUUCGAAAGUUAAAGAUUUUGUAUCCUUCGUAUUCAUACCACGACCCUAAUCUGGGUCGCAUUAUGUUUCACUCGUACAAUAUCAAGAAGCUCGUCAUUGACGGCCGGCGUCAUCUAUUCGAUAUACGCCUAUUCGACCAAAUGUACAACGGGGCAAUUCAGAGGGCGCUGACGUCGUCGGUAGUAACGAACUUGCGUUUGAGGGGGGUUGUUGGAAUUUCCGCGAAAUUUUUACAGGUGUGCUCUAAUCUCAGGAGAGUGUUUCUAUCCCAAGUGGGGUUCGCGGACUACAUAAAAGACGGUAUAAGCGUUAAUGAAACUGCGACAAGAAAUGUGGUUAAGAUUGGACACGGGUACGAGAAGAAGCAGCCAACCGAAGAACAAGGCAGUGCUUCAUCACCAAUAAGAGUACAAAAGAUCCAGCUACAGACGAUACAAGAAGGGAUCUAUGACCACUGGAAAAAUUCAGACGGAAAAUUCGGAUACGUAGAUAGCGAGGACGAAGAGUAUGAUGAUUCCCAGGGACCCCUCACUCUUAAUAUCUGUGACGUUAUUGAUGGCGGAGAGGUGCUCAGACAGUCGAUCACCCACUCGCCUCCGCUAACAAACGUAUUUCGGUUGAAAGUUCUAAACAUGAAUCUUCGGAGCGCUGUAGACAUCCAAAUUAUGGGUGAUUUACUGAAUGUUUGCGCAAAUAGUCUGGCUAUUGUGAAGCUAUCGACGAAGGAUAUUUCUCGAUUCCCGGAGAAAAUUCCGUUUGGAACGUCUUUAAGAUCCAUCGACAUAUCGAUUCUGCCUUCUCUCACUAUGCUCAAGAUUCACUUAAAUUUCAAAACUCCCCUCCAAGGGGAAGGAUGUGAGAUUGAGUGGUUCCUUAACGGGAUGGGAUCCAUCAGUCAGCCAAACUGCUUACGAACUCUCGGAAUCAUCGUUGACCUUCCAGGUGGUUACGGUGACGGAAAAGACGAGAAUGACUUAGUCGAAGAAUACGAUGGGUAUGGCCAUUGGGAAGAUGUUUUGCUGGCUGAAAAUCUUGCUGGCCUGGAGAAGGUCGACAUCACUUGGAUCUUACCGAGUGACGACAACAGAAAGCUGGAGUAUAUUCUUCUUCGUAUGCCCAGGCUUAAAGCGGACAAAAGGUUCUCAUUCCAUGAAGAUUGGUAUUUCUAUCCUCGCCGUCCCCUGGCUUUGAGAACCAACAGUAGCUUUACUGAGCUUCCUGCAGGGGGACACAGGUCAAACUAG